AUGGCUAAUAAAGAUAUUUGCGAAAACGCAUGUGCUGUUUUGGAUUCUUUACAUAGAUUGCCGAAAGGAAAAGAUGUUCUUUGUGAAAAAAUUGCUGGAGGCUUAACAAACACAAUGUACCUGAUAAAAAUCGAUAACGAGAGUAGAUACGUUUUUCGAGUGAAUGGCUUUGGAACAGAGAAGCUGGUGGACAGAAUUGAAGAGAAAAGGGUUUUGGAACAAGCGGCAUUGGCGAGAAUUUGCCCAAAAGUCAUCUACAUUGAUGAAAAAGUGAUGCUUCAAGAGUUUUGUCCGGGCCGAACACUUGGUCUUUCAUCUAUUGAUGAUCCAAAGAUUCAUGAAUUGAUUGCCAAGAAAUUAGCGACUUUUCACUUGUUGUCAGUCGAGAAUCCUGCCCGCUCUGAGCCAUGGUUCACCAAAACACUUAAAAGUUAUCUACUUGAGUUGAAUGAUCCAAAAAUGAGUGAUCUUGGUAAUGAGUUGUUGAGAAAAAUAGAAUCAAUGGAUUUUCAACUCACCUUGUGCCAUAAUGAUCUCCGACUUAACAACGUCAUUUACGAAGAUGAUAAGUUAGUCUUUAUUGAUUUUGAAUACGCUGCGAUGAACUUUCCUGAAUACGACAUUGCUCACUAUUUUUGGCAGCACGAGGGUGCUCAAACAGCUUCUGAUUUUCGAACGUUAACUUCAAAAGAUCGAAAGCUUUUUCUCAGCGAAUAUUUGCAAGCCUACUAUAAUGUUGAACCAUCGGAAAAGCUGAUCAACGAAAUACUGCAACGGAUUCGUAUUUUUGAGGCGGCCAACCAUUUUCUUUGGAGCGUCUGGUCACUGAUUCAACACCGAUUCGGUAGAAGUGAUGAUCAUUUCUGCUACAUCAAGAACUCUGAAGCACGAUUUGCUAAAUAUCGAGAGUGCCUAGAAAAGGCCACAAUU
This is a messenger RNA of Mesorhabditis belari, 930 nucleotides long. Lineage: Eukaryota; Metazoa; Nematoda; Chromadorea; Rhabditida; Rhabditidae. The record is from the annotation of a GenBank genome assembly.